GGAUAAAAAUGACUGAAAGGAUGAGGCUGCGGUCUUCUGUACCCCCUGAAGAAAGAGAACUUGAGAUUAAAAGAAAAAAGCAAGAAAUCGAGGAAAAACUUAACAGGCCUAUGAUAGAGUACUCAGGUAAAAUAAACUAUACAACCACCUUUUUAGAUUGUGCUUUUACUUGUGACGAUUUGCUAUCAAUAGCAGACAAUUGUUCUGAUGAUCAUAUGGUGGUUGGUUUCGAUAUGGAGUGGAGUUUUAACUUUCAAACAGGCCCCGACAGAACAGCUCUAAUUCAGAUAAGUCCCACUUUAGAUGUUUGCCACUUAUUACACAUUUCAGAAUUAAGGAGUCUCCCGAAGGGUUUAGUUAAGUUUUUAGAACACCCUAAAGUACGAUUAACAGGCGUUAAUAUCAAGAAUGAUGUAAGGAAACUUUCUCGAGACUUUAUAGGUUUCGAUGCAGAAAAACUUGUAAAUAAUUGUAUUGAUUCUGGUGUCAUGGCAAAUACUGUACUGCCUGUAACACAAAGGUGGAGUAUGGAAAAGUUAGUGGACUAUGUGUUAAAAAUGAAAAUAAAUAAGGACAAGAAAGUUAGAAUGAGCCGAUGGCAUAAAGUACCUUUAAGAACAGAUCAACAAGUUUACGCUGCUAUAGAUGGAUAUGCUUCCCUCUUGCUUUACCACGAACUGAAAAAGAUUGAGUCAAAUUUAUCUCCUGAAACAAUUAAACAAUAAGAAAAACCUUACCUUGUAAUUUAUUAUACUUUAUUUUUUGUUUUGCUACAUAUUAAUUGAUUAAUUUCUGUGAGAAUUAUACUUUAUAUUUAUAUUUUGAUUAAAUAAAACUUACAUAGAAAAAAUGAGUUUAUUAAUGUGCUAUUAUAGAAAUGGAUAAAUGUAUUAUAGAAAUUUUCAUGAAUCUGUUUAUUUUGAAAAUCACAGCACUCUAGAUAAGUCUACAGUCGCACAG
Sitophilus oryzae (rice weevil) is the source of this 960-nucleotide messenger RNA. RefSeq names its product Werner Syndrome-like exonuclease (gene WRNexo). The record is from RefSeq and is a predicted model, not a curated record. The transcript is spliced from 6 exons. Bases 9 to 725 code for a protein of 238 amino acids. Gene Ontology annotation, molecular function: nucleic acid binding; 3'-5' exonuclease activity. NCBI's taxonomy places the organism in Eukaryota, Metazoa, Arthropoda, Insecta, Coleoptera, Curculionidae. Gene Ontology annotation, biological process: nucleobase-containing compound metabolic process.